AUGUCCUCCAAGCCCCCAAGCCGUCCCCCUACUGCUCUCACCGCCCGCCCUCCGACGCAUCCAUCCAGCAACCAGUUCCUUGCCCCUCCCAAGCGCCACGGCUCUGUCGUCUCCAGGUCUCACUCGGCUCGCCCCCAGACUGCCUACUCCAGCCGCCAGUCGGCGACUUCCGCUCGUCCCAGUACCACUGGAUCAAUUGUUGGCGAUGGUGGAGAGUACAUCGUUGCCGCUCUUCAGAACAAGGGCACCGGCGUCGAAGUUGGUCUUGCGGCAAUCAACAUCGACACUGGACGGAUGACCAUCACUCAGGUUGCCGAUAGCUCCUCGUUCAACAAGACCCUGUACUACCUGUCUCUUUACCGCCCAAAGACGGUUCUUGUCACAGACACUCAGGUUACCAGAGUGUCCAUGGGAGCUCGCAAGACAGACUCCAAGAUGGUUGAAAAGAUCGAGAAAGAGUUUCAGCUCAAGUGCGAGGCUGUGGCGCGCUCGCAUUGGAGCGCUGACAACGGCCUUGACCUCAUCAAGCAGUUCGGCAUCGAGGAUGACACCAAGGCUUCUGUCUUGAUGGUCGCUGCGGACCGCUAUUACGCGCUCUGUGCUGCAUCCGCCCUUCUGACAUACGCUUGCGUCCAGCACGGUGCAAACCUCAGUGACAAUUCGGUCAUUAUCAAGUACGAGACCAUGAGGGGCCACAUGUUUAUCGACCCGGAGAGCGCCCGUAACCUCGAGCUCGUUCAAAACAACAUCACGAUGAAGAACACAAACACACUGUUCUCGACUCUGAACGCGUGCACCACGCCAAUGGGUAUUCGCCUCCUUCGUUCCUCAAUACUUCAGCCUAGUAACCAGAAGCCAAUCAUCGAGAACCGCCUUGAUGCUGUUGAAGAACUUGUCAACUCGUCGGAGAAGCUCGGUGGAAUUCGCAAGAGCCUCAAGCCUGUCGAGGGAGUAGACUUUGAUAAACUUAUUACCAGCAUCUCCCAAAACCAGAGGGUCAACCACAGUGACCCAGUUCAGACGGAAACAAGGAUUGCACUCCUCCUCCAACUCCGCAAAGUUGUCACCAGUGUGCCGGAGCUCGCCAGAGUUCUCAGGCAGAGUAAAUCUACACUUCUCAAAAUCGGAUGCAGGAUGCUUUCAGACCCCCAAGUCCAGGACAUUGCCACGUUGAUUGACCAACGCAUCAAUGACGAAGCCUCGCUCGGCACUGGCAAGGGUACCAAGCGGCAGAUGUCCAAGAACUCCAAGCUGUACGCAGUCAAAAGCAACUUCAAUCAACUUCUCGAUGUUGCCCGUGCGACACAUGCUGAGAAUGUGGCUGAUAUUAUGGAAAUGACCAAAGUCUACCAAGAUGAGUACGGUAUCACCACACAGCUUGAGUGGAGCGAGCAAGGAUAUCGCUUCCACUGCCUUCCAGAUGAUCUGGUGGACAUUGAGAUGCCCAAAGUCUUCAUCCACUUUGAGAAGAGCAAGAAGGCUAUCCGUUUUACCAGCCACGAGCUCUUGAAGCGUAACCAGCGCAUGCUUCAGACCCAGCAAGAAGUCUUUCUGAUGAGCGAGGACAUUGUGGCGGAGCUCAUCGAGGAAGUGGUUGACAAGAUUGGUUGCCUCUACGCGUGCUCGGAAGCAAUUGCUCUGCUCGACGUUCUCAGCGGAUUCGCAGACAUUUCCAGCUUCCGCCCUCAAUUUGGCAAGGCUCUUGUUAUCAAGAACGGUCGUCACCCAAUUCUGGAUCAGACCCUCCCUUCUGGCACCUGUGUUCCCAAUGACGUAUAUGCGGCAGAUGGCCCUGCCAACUUCCAGCUCAUCCAAGGUCCCAACAUGUCGGGCAAGAGCACAUAUCUCCGCCAGAUCGGCCUCUUGACUGUCCAGGCAAUGGUCGGCUGCUUUGUCCCCGCCGAGUAUGCCCAAUUCAAGCUCCACGACGCGCUCCUGACUCGACUCUCCAAUGAUGACUCGAUCGAAAAGUCGCUCUCAACCUUCGCGGCGGAGAUGGCGACCUCGGCAAUGAUUCUAGGCCUGGCAACUGACCGCUCGCUGGUUCUGAUCGACGAGCUUGGACGUGGUACUGCCCCCAUUGAAGGCGUAGGCCUCUCGCAGGCCAUCGCCGAGGCACUUAUUAGGGCCAAGUCGUUCGUCUUCUUUGCCACGCACUUCCAGGAGCUCGCCCAGACUCUUUGCAUCUUUCCGGGUGUUCAAACACUUCAUCUCCAGGUGCAGAGCAACAGCCACAUGGGAUCCUCCGGCUCGUUCAGCUCUGUCUUCCACUACAAGGUCGUCCAGGGAUCUUGCAAGGAGGAGCACUACGGUCUGGAGCUCGCCAAGCUCGCGUCUCUGCCCACGGAAGUGACCGACAAGGCCUGGGAGGUCGCCACAAAGCUCACUGACCUGGAGGAGAAGGGCCGUAACGCCAGUCUCGCCAAUGCGGAGGCCAUGCGGCGCAAGGUCAUCAUCGAGCUCCGUGGCAAGCUGCAGCAGGUCCUUGAAUCUUCGCAGUCUGACCCGUCGGUCGUCGACUACCUCCGCAAGCUCCAGGAGGACCUCUUCAACUCGAUGCAGACGGUUCUCGAGUUCAGACAGGAAUCGGCCGCGAGCGAUGACACCGAAGUCGCCACAAGCAGAUAG
Apiotrichum porosum is the source of this 2628-nucleotide messenger RNA. It is a transcript of the gene MSH4, whose product is annotated as MutS protein msh4. Gene Ontology annotation, cellular component: nucleus. Lineage: Eukaryota; Fungi; Basidiomycota; Tremellomycetes; Trichosporonales; Trichosporonaceae. The transcript has 33 exons. Gene Ontology annotation, biological process: reciprocal meiotic recombination; mismatch repair. Bases 1 to 2628 code for a protein of 875 amino acids. Gene Ontology annotation, molecular function: ATP binding; ATP-dependent DNA damage sensor activity; mismatched DNA binding. The record is from RefSeq and is a predicted model, not a curated record.